This is a messenger RNA of Fomitopsis serialis, 1059 nucleotides long. RefSeq names its product S-adenosyl-L-methionine-dependent methyltransferase. Gene Ontology annotation, molecular function: O-methyltransferase activity. The annotation marks the transcript as partial. The transcript is spliced from 7 exons. NCBI's taxonomy places the organism in Eukaryota, Fungi, Basidiomycota, Agaricomycetes, Polyporales, Fomitopsidaceae. The record is from RefSeq and is a predicted model, not a curated record.
CGGAAGGUCGCAUUGCCGAUUACUGUCGGAUGCAGACCAGCGGAAGGCAUGCAUGUCAAGGACAUCGCUGAAAAGGCUGGCGUUGACCAGCGGAAACUGGCGAGAGUGCUUCGCGCUCUUUCCUCCGUGCAUGUGUUCAAGGAGGUCAAGGAGCUUCAAUUCGCCAACAGCUGGACGUCACAGGCAUGCUGGCUCUUGACUAACGGAUUAGAAGUUUACACCGCAUCAGAAGGUUUACUUAGAGUCCUCUUCGAUCCAGCGCGCAAGGCGUCCCAUUCACUCCAUGAUACGGCCUUCAACGAGGCACAUCACACGAAGUUGACCUUCUGGGAAUUCCUCGAACAAGGAGAGGAACAGCAAGAUGGGACUGUGAAACCUCGACGUGGGCUGGAGAUAUUCAGUCUUGCCAUGUUAGGCGGUGGACGUGUUCACGCGCCUCCAUUGUACGCGGACUAUCCUUGGGGUGCACUCGGUUCUGCGACUGUAGUGGACGUGGGAGGAGGCGUAGGCGGGAUGUGCCUAGAGCUGGCGAAGAGAUAUCCGGAACUCAAAUUCGUUCUCCAAGACAGGCCGCCCGUGAUAGAGAAGGCCAAGGCUGUAUGGCAACGCGAACUACCAGAAGCCAUAGAGUCGCAGCGUAUAUCGUUCAUCGAGCACGACUUCUUCACAAAACAGCCUGUCAAAGGCGCCGAAGUUUACUUUAUGCGCAAUGUCCUUCACGACUGGCCAGAUGAUGAGUCUUGCACGAUCUUCAAGCACCUUCACGACGCCAUGGGCCCCAACUCUCGCAUCCUGACUGCCGACCAAGUCAUCCAUACUACGAUAGGCUCGAAGUACCUCAAGUCCGCCCCGUCACCAUUGCCAGCCAACUACGGAUACGCACAUCAACUGGCUCAUAUCCGGGACAUGAACAUGAUGACGCUAUUCAAUGCCAAGGAACGCACGCCGGAGGAUCUGGACGAGUUGGCACAGCGGGUGUCGUUGAAGGUGGCGAAGGUAUGGGAAUGCCGCGGCAUGUUGUCGAUCACGGAGAUGAGGAGGCAGGAGGACGUCGCGGUU